Sorghum bicolor (sorghum) is the source of this 772-nucleotide messenger RNA. Its product is annotated as basic blue protein. Lineage: Eukaryota; Viridiplantae; Streptophyta; Magnoliopsida; Poales; Poaceae. Gene Ontology annotation, molecular function: electron transfer activity. The record is from RefSeq and is a predicted model, not a curated record. Gene Ontology annotation, cellular component: plasma membrane. The transcript has 2 exons. Bases 111 to 470 code for a protein of 119 amino acids.
CCAGCCAUCACAGCAGCUCAAACACACAGAGCAGCAUCACACUCCUCUGCUCUGCCUCUGCAGCACCACUAAGAAAGCGCCCAAAGAAACAGCUCAGGGCGGCGAUCGCUAUGGCUCAGGGAAGGGGCAGUGCGACGCGGGGGCUUGCCCUCGGCGGCCUGCUCGCCGUUUGCCUCCUCCUCGGCGUCGCCGACGCGGCCACCCACAGGGUCGACUGGUCCUUCAACGCGGACGGCUGGUCCAAGGGCAAGAGCUUCCGCGCCGGGGACGUCCUCGAGUUCAACUACGACCCCUCCGUGCACAACGUGGUGGCCGUGGACGCCGGCGGCUACUACGGCUGCCGGCCCUCCGGCACGUCGUACGGCUCGGGGAGCGACCGCAUCACGCUUGGCUCCGGCACCAGCUACUUCAUCUGCAGCCUCAACGGGCACUGCGGGAUGGGGAUGAAGAUGAUCGUCAACGCUAGCUGAGCAUGCAUAUGCCCGGCCGGCCAUGCGCAUGAAUAAGUGCUGCUGUGUCAUCGGUGGGUCCGGCCGAUUGAUCGUGCAAGUGCAAGAACUCAAUCGUGUGGUGUGGCAGCGGGGAUAUACCGGUUCAUGUGUUUUGUAUGUAUGCGACUGGUAGGUCAGGAAUGAUGUACGUGUGGGUAAUGGGCAUGCAUGUUAGUAAAGCGUACUGCAGCUUUGUUGUUUGUUUAUCGAAGCAGUGGCCUCUUUUGUUUGUUUAGUAGAAUCUUUGCAUGGAAUGGAACAGUGAGAUACUGGUUUUGAGC